AUGGAUCGAAUUAUGCAAUCCUUACGGAGAAAAAGACAUCUAAAACAACUUCAAUUUGUAGUAACAAAUGUAGUUGUAGUUCUUAUGAUGUAUUGGGUUUGGUAUAUGACAAGUGUUGCUACGGUUAGGGGUGUUCAAUUGAUCCAAAGUAAAAGAGAUAGAAAAAUAUUGCGCUUAAAAAUUAUGCAUCGCUUAAUACAAGAAAGUGAUGUGCAUUGCAAAAGUGAACUUCGGGUUAAUAGACAAACCUUUAAUAUUAUGUGUAAGAUGCUCAAGGAGAUUGGAGGCCUCACUCGGACAAAAAAUAUGUCUCUUGAUGAGAUAGUUGCCAUGUUUUUGUACACUUUAGCUCACCGUAAAAAAAAUAGAUCUAUUGCUCACUUUUUCAUAAGAAGUGGAGAGACCGUGAGUCGGCAAUUCAACUUAUGUCUGAGGGCUAUACUUAAGUUGCAUGACCAUUUGCUUUACAAGCCCAAACCAAUAUUAGAAGAAUGUGAAGGAAAGAAUUGUUUAGGAGCGUUGGAUGGUACCUACAUAAAUGUAACUGUACAUCCCCAAGAUCGUGGUAAAUAUCGGACAAGAAAAGGUACCAUUGCUAUGAAUGUGUUAGGUGUUUGUGCACCCAACAUGCAAUUUAUCUAUGUUCUUCCGGGUUGGGAAGGCUCUGCUCACAAUGUCUGUGUCCUUCGCAAUGCUCUCACUAGGCCAAAUGGCUUUAGGGCUCCUAGAGGUAACUAUUAUUUGGUCGAUAGGGGGUAUACAAACUGUGAGGGUUUUCUUGCUCCAUAUAGAGGGCAACUAUAUCAUCUUAAGAAAUGGACAUAUAGACAACCACUAACUGCAGAAGAGUAUUACAAUAUGAAGCAUGCUCGAACAAGAAAUGUAAUUAAAAGAUGUUUUGGGUUACUUAAAGGGAGAUGGAGUAUACUUAGAAGCCCCUCCUUUUUCCCUAUUCGAACUCAAGGACGUAUUGUGAUGGCUUGUUGUUUACUUCAUAAUUUAAUAAGGAAAGUGAUGCUCACAGAUGAUGUAGAAGAAGAGAAUAUGAGUAAUGACGAUUCCGAUAACGAUUCCGAUGAUGAAGUUGAAUACAUUACUACAAUAGCUACUUCUAAUUGA
Amaranthus tricolor (Joseph's coat) is the source of this 1119-nucleotide messenger RNA. RefSeq names its product protein ALP1-like. Lineage: Eukaryota; Viridiplantae; Streptophyta; Magnoliopsida; Caryophyllales; Amaranthaceae. The record is from RefSeq and is a predicted model, not a curated record. Bases 1 to 1119 code for a protein of 372 amino acids. The transcript has 3 exons.